Molecule: messenger RNA, 2587 nt
Organism: Phyllopteryx taeniolatus (common seadragon)
Lineage: Eukaryota; Metazoa; Chordata; Actinopteri; Syngnathiformes; Syngnathidae
Product: pentraxin-related protein PTX3-like
Exons: 2
Coding region: 1905-2531 (208 amino acids)
Biological process (GO): innate immune response
Molecular function (GO): complement component C1q complex binding
Source: RefSeq, a predicted model, not a curated record
AAAUUAAAAUAAAGAGAUUUUUGUAUUUUUUUUUAAUACAUUGGGGCGUGGGGGGAGCCUUGAUAUGUGGAAUCAUGAAAAAAAUUGUGCUGAUGUGCUUUAAUGUUGUUUUUUUCUGUGCAUGUGUUCCUCUUCCCGUGCUGAACACCUCGACGGACUCCAGCGACGUCCGCACAGGAUGCUGAGUGUCACAGCUUUUUUUUCCUGGGGGGCCGCCAACACCUGGUGACCCCAAACCACAUCUGCGACAAUAACACGGUCACGCGAGGUCAAAUAAAACGACAUCUCUAUUUGUCCCAAUGUUAAAGUCGCACAAGGCCCACGCCUUCUCAUCCUGCAUUGCGCAACCGGGAAUUGUCAAGGAUGUCCUCUCGGAAGUCCAAUUGUUCACUUCAAAACAGUCUCACAGCUUCAAAUUGUUUGAAACACCCGGCUGGCGUUAAUAUAUUUUAUUUUUGUGUUAUUUCAAUUGUGUGGCUGCGUUGAGUUUUCAAGUCAACUCUAACUGGUAGUGGCAAUGAACAGGUUGAAGCCGCUUUUGGAAGAAUAUUUAACAAAUAAUAUCAGCCGAAGUGCUGCUUGUUGUCAAGUGAGCACAGCCUCCGGCUGCCAUACGGCACUCGUUCCUCAAGUUUGGGGUCGCAAAUCAAAGCAAAAACUGUCUCGAAAAAACUCGUAAGUCGGGUCACUUGUAUCUCGAGGCACCACAGUAAUCAAAUAGGAUUUUCUUUUGUUGGACAAUGACCUCUUUAUUUUCUAAUAAAGCAAGGAGUAGCGAUUUGGUUGUGAUUCGCUAGUCAUUUGUUACUGUCAGUGCCAAUAGGAAAUGGGGAUUCGCAGUGUGAGUCUGAGCCCUAAUACUCUAAUUACAGUAAAUAUUUGUAUGAAAAGCGAUACUCCCUACAAGUCAAGUCUUUAGCAGGUAAAAUGGAUUUGUUGCAGGGUUUAAGUCUGGGGAUUGACGACCAGUGGGAAAACGUCAAGUUUUUUUUGCGAUUGAUGAGCUAUUAAUGCAGCAGUAAAGUCAUAGUUCCAGUAAAUAUUUGUAUGAAAAAUUUCCCCCUGCUGAAUUUUGAACAGUCGUAAAGUCAUAAUUCAAGUAAAUAUUUGUAUGAAAAUGGAUACUCCCUUUGUCAAGUCUUUAUCAGGUAAAAUUCAUGCUCUAUAGGAUUUAAAUCUGGAGAUUGACUGGGCCAGUCUAAAACCUUCCACUUUUUUCACCUGAUGAAUAUUUGUACGAAAAGAGAUACUCCACACAAGUCUAUUCUCUAGCUGGUAAAACACAUGCUCUAUUGAGUUUAAGUCUGAAGACUGAUUUGACCAGUCUGAAACCUUCCACUUCUUGCUCCUGGUGAGCUCCUGACACACUACUCACGUCAUAAUAGUGGUCAUUAUAUGAAAAUCACUUGAAGGCCGUAAAAACAGGAAAAUGCGGCAGUGAGUGAACGUCCCUUCUUGUGCCGCGUGACCACGUAUUCUUUCCAAACACCGGAUGUCGGGACUGUCGUAAACCGAGGACCCUUUGCUGUACAAGACAGCGAAAAGUCAAUUCUCCAUAAUAUGCCCCCUUCAAAAAAAUGGCUUUCAUGAUGUAGCCUCCAAAGAUGAAUUCUAUUCUGUUCUCGGCUCAUGGUGCCCUACCCCCUCCCCUUUACAAUACCCCAAUUUCCUUCUCCAAAUUGGACUCUUGACACAUUACCUACACUGUUGCAUUACUCACACGGCACCCCCCCGCCCCCACCCCUCUUAACAUUCCGUCAACCACCCCCCCCUCUCCGACCUACUCCUCCCUCCUCCCUCCAGCUGAGUUUAUAAGGCGGCCUCAGUGGGCUCACAGCGAGCACUUUUUACAGCGUCUAGCAGAAGCCAGGUGCUUCUUUGACUACCUUUUGGACGCCCAAAAAAUGGGCACGCUGAGAGUAUGGGGGGUGCUGAGGGUGUGGGGGGUGCUGUGCAUGAUGGGAUGUGUGGCCGCGUCGCCGCACCUCAACCAGGUGGACUAUGCGGACGUUUACGACAACGAGGUGUCCAGAGAGCAACGUGAAGACGAUUCCGCGCAGCCGCAACCGUCGUGCCAGUCCGCCGAGCUCUCCCGAUGGGACAAGCUCUUCAUCGCCCUGGAGAACUCUCACAUGAGGCAGAACAUGCUGCUGGAGUCCUCUGAGUCGUGCUGCGGGGCCACGGCGUCCCUCAGGGCGCAGCUGGAUCACCUGGCCCGGGGGUCGUCCCGCCAGUGCCCGCCCUGGCAGGCCGCCCUCAAGAUGCUUCACCAGGAUCUGCUGGAGCUCCGGGAGGAGGGCGAGGCGAGGGAGAGGAGGUUCAACGCCACCCUCCAGACCAACAAUCAUUCCAAACCCUCGCCGUCUGCUCUUAAAGAACAGGAAGUAGCGCAGGAAGUGACGUCGCCGCCUGCCGACAGCGUAGAGAAGGCGCUGGUUGCCAUAGCGACCGAGCUACAGCGGCUCCACGUGCAGCUCAGCCGAGUCAUCCAGCAGGCCGGCACGCUGAGGAAAGACAGAGGAGACUCGUGAGAGGCCCACACCAGAUGGACCGCUGUCGUAAGAGUGGAUAUAAAAAGUCUACACAC